This is a messenger RNA of Dermacentor albipictus, 3726 nucleotides long. RefSeq names its product trithorax group protein osa-like. The record is from RefSeq and is a predicted model, not a curated record. Gene Ontology annotation, biological process: proteolysis. Gene Ontology annotation, molecular function: serine-type endopeptidase activity. Lineage: Eukaryota; Metazoa; Arthropoda; Arachnida; Ixodida; Ixodidae.
CGCCAAGCCUCGAGGCCUUUCCCGUGCGCGAGCUCGAAGAGUCGGUGGAGGGCUGCAGGAAACGGCAGGUACGCGAAAAACCACGCUGGCAGCUACGGAAGGCAACAAAACAAAACGCGAGUGGCCGGACGAGGGCGGAAAGACGGGAAGGGGUUUUUUUUUCCCAUACACCGGACAGGGCACACUUUCUCCCGGCUUGGUCGGGUGCACACGAGGAGGGGCUGCGCUGUUGUGCUCACAAGAACGACGCAGCCUGGAACCGGAUAGUCAGAGCGUCCUUUCGCGCCUCGUGCUUCAACACGUGCAACCGGGUGGGACGAACUAUGAAUAGCGUCGUCGUGUGGGCAUUGGCACUGAUGUGCGCCGACAUCAUCAACCUUCAUGCGGCUACGGCUGGCAGGCCUGGGACCCUAGGCAGAGUGAGGCCUGCUGGAUUAGCUGGUCGGCGCUUCACACUACAGGGACCCGAUGGUGUUGUAUACUCCGUUUCGCCGGAUGAUCUGGACGAGAGCACAUCGUCUGAAGAAAAAGGUGAACGUCCCCCACACAACAAGCAACGACCAAAGCACCCGCAUGACGGGGCCAAGCACUCACCACACCACCCACACCCUCCUUCAUCACCCCAACAAACUAAACCUCCCGCUAGCAUGGAUGAUCCCCUGUACAGUUAUACCAACGCUGGUGGUCAUUCACUUGUGAAGCCACCUUUGGCCGGAGAGCCUGUUGAUAAGCAACCAACUGGGGAAAAUCCUCUCGGUAUAUCGCCAGCUUACCCUCCACCCAGCAGGCCACCGAUUCUUGCAAAGUUCCCCGAUUUGACCGAAGCAGAGGCUCCCCCAGUGCAGAAACAGCAUGACAAAACGACGGGUGUGCCGAACUCACCGUUGCCAGAAAAAUACCCAGACUUGCACGGAGGCGUUCCCCCAACGAACAAUCUUCCACUUCCUAUAUAUAACCCAGAAGCGACCAGGGAAGCACUCCCUCCAAACGGCAAGCACCCCGACGGACCACAGCAGAGUCCACUCAAAUCCGUGCCUGCGGCCGCUUACCCAGAUGGCGAGGGUCAAUUCCCGGCAAAACCUCCAGUUGCGCUGUACAAUAACCCUCUUCCCGCUGCCACAGAAAAUAAACCUGAUGUUGUGCCGCCACCUCCAGCCAACAAGUACCGUACGGAGGCCACGUCGACACCUUUAGCUGAAGUGCCACCUAAGAAACAACCGGAAGUAGUAACUUCGGAACUGAAGCCCGCACCGCCAUUGGCACAAAGCGUUUCUUCGUUUCCUAUUGUUUCACAAGAACAGCCUGCGUUGCCCUCCAAGGACAACGAAAGCGCCCCGCCUAUCGUAGCUCCUGGUCCUCUGGUACCUCCUUCCUUAGGACAGGUACUGCCUGGCUGCCCUGUGUGCCAGUGCACUUGCCCGCAGCAACCGUAUAGCGCAGGAUUCCCGGGUUUCCCCAACAAUGGAUAUCCCAACUAUGGUGGUGGCUUUGGUGGCUACCCCAAUGUAUUGCCUCAAGGUUUCGCCGGUUAUCCUGGAGGAUUUCCGCAGGGUGGUCCUCAAGGACCUUCCUAUGGCCCCCAAGGACCUCAAAGUCCAGGCUACCCUGUUCAAGGCAAUGCGCAGAUUCCCCAGCGCCCCCAUUAUCCUAAUCCCGGAGCACCUCAAGGUCCUGGCUACAUACAAGGACCACAGGGCUAUCCGGGCUACACGCAGGAUCCCAGCGGUUAUCCUCAUCGAGUUAACCCUGCAGGCAACCAAAGUCCAGGUUACAAUCAAGGGCCUCAAGGCUUUGCUCAAGGAUCCAGCAAUGGACUGCCAGGCCAGCCGCAACUGCCAAACUAUACGCCUGGUGGAUCGCAAGCAUCUCCUCCAGUGCAAUCUCCUGACGUUCCUGCACAAGGCAAACAAGAUGGCGUAGUAGGCGAGAAAACAGGCCAACAUCCUGACGCUAAGAGUCUUGAUGCAGAGUCGCCGCACGACGACAGAGUUCCCGCGGAGUCACAGUAUGUUCCCGAAGUUGUAUUGCCGCCAAAGGACCAGCAAUGCAGAGGCCCGUCGUGUCCCCACAUUCUCAAGGAAGGACCGGGUGGCUGGAACGACGCUGAAUUGGUGCCACAGGAGAAGACGAAGGACGUCGAUGACUGUCCCUGUCGUCAUCACAAAGAAAAGCCGGUCAUCUUGCUGCCGCCUCUCGGGGCGGAGUGCACGGGCGCCGACUGCCUGCCAAGAGAUCCGGUCAUCCCUGCGCAACAGAUACCGUACGUGCCGGAGGUUACGACGCCCGAGAAGCCACUGGACUCCUUCGUACCACCGGUGCCCGAUAGCCCAAAGUACCCCGACGUAAAUCCUGAAAAGCCUCAAGGGCCAUCCUCUGGGCCUGAAAAGUUCCUGCCUGGCGGCUCACCGUAUCCGACACCACCGACAAAUGGAAAAUCACCACCAGUAGACGACGCCAUAUUGAAGCCUUUGCCGCCUGCUGCACCCAGCUACCCUGUCCUCUCAUCUCAGAAAAUCGAUGGCCCUGCCUAUCCGGGGGAUAAACAACUCCCACCUGUGCUGCCUUAUGGUCCCGUCGACUUACCACCUCCAGGGGGUCCGGACUACACCCUAAACAAGCCAUCCGCGGUUCCUCUAAAUGUCGAGCAACCAGCUGCGCCUGUCGUGCCCGGAGGCUACCCCGUGGAUAUACCACCGCCUCAGCUGCCUCCUGCCGAACCGGAAGCACCGCCAGUUAUCGCAGCUGGGGGUCCAGGCUACUCUGUAGAAAAGCCACCCGUCAGUGGCGCCGCACCAGCUGCGCCUGUCGUGCCCGGAGGUUACCCCGUGGAUGUACCCCAGUUGCCUGAACCGGAAGCACCUCCAGUGAUCACAGCCGGCAAGCCUUUCACUCCGUCGUCUUGGCAAUACGCGCAAUGCGGCCUCCCCUCGAAGAGACCCUCAUCCCUUCGUGGACCAUUCCCGUGGCAGGCAACCUUGGCGAAGAAAGUGGGGAGCUCCAAGCGCUACUUCUGCGGCGCCACCCUGGUGUCGCCCAAACACAUCCUGGCACCUGGACAUUGUGUAGCCAAGCUAGUGAGUACUCCGAACGUUCUGGUGGUGCAGCUGGGCAACCUGCUGAAAGACGGCGAGCGGAACACUCACGGUGUGCAGGCGGUCACCAUGCACCCAUCGUACUCGAGUAACUCGCCGGCCGCCAAUCUGGCCAUCAUCACGCUGGACAGGGAGGCCACUCUGAACGACGAUGUGCACCCAAUCUGUCUGGCCGAGGGCGACGCCACCUCGCUCGAAGAUCACGACUGUUUCGCCACCGGCUGGCCAAACAGCGCUCAAAAGGUGAACCGCUACGACACGCUGCGUAAGAUGCCGGUUCCCACAAUGCCGAAUGACGUCUGCCAAGAGAAGGUCAGGUCCGAAUCCUCGUUGGGCUCCAGCUAUAACCUGGACGACCACUACUUCUGCUGCGCCAUGCCUCAAGGGGUCAUUUCAUUCCAGUCGUGCACCGGUGGAGGUCUGACCUGCGUUCCCAAAAGUGGAAAUGGGCGCUACGUGUGUCCCGGACUGGCAACCUUCAAGGAGGACGUGAGCAUGGGCCCCAGCAUAAGCGGCAUGUUUCUGCGGCUCAGCGACCACAUCCCGUGGAUACAGUCCGUGCUGUCAGAGGGAGACUGAGAUGCUUCGUGCGCACAAUGAAUGGCUUUCAAUAAACAUGAAUGCAGUAUCACAA